Messenger RNA from Thlaspi arvense, 453 nucleotides. NCBI's taxonomy places the organism in Eukaryota, Viridiplantae, Streptophyta, Magnoliopsida, Brassicales, Brassicaceae. The record is from the annotation of a GenBank genome assembly.
AUGAUUGACCAGAGUUCUAGUGUUCUGUCUCUAACAAACCCAGAAAUUGCGAGAUUGGUUGUUAAUUGGAAGCAGAAAGCAAGGAAACCUACUUUCGUCGGAGGAGAAGAAGAACAAUACUGGUCAUAUUCAAAAAGCGAAAGAAACUCAUUGUGCUUCCAUGGGAAUCAAGAACAGAGGAGGAAGACCACAAAGAAGAGUGAAGUGAGUGAUUCAAGCUCGGAUCUUUUCGAGAUAGAGAAUCUCACAGGGAAACCAAAACCUUGUCUUACAAGGCAAGGGAGUGAUGCGGCUUCACCAACACGUCAUGCUCCAAGUGAAGUAAGCAUAGAGUGGAGCAUAGUGACAGCAAGUUCAGCAGAUUUCUCAGUUAUGUCUGAAUGUGCAACAAGUCCAGUUUACAAGCAACGCUUAAAACAUACAAAUUCAUCAACAAAUGUAACAUCUCAAUGA